AACAGACCGGGCUGCGCGUGGGGUUGCCAUGGGGACGAGCGCUCUCGGCACCUGGCCCCGGCGCUGGAGAACGCUCCUCCUCCGGGAGGCAGCCCUCUCCGGCCCUAGCCAUGGCACAGGAGACUGAGAACUACGACCCCAUCGGAACCAUCCUAAUCCAGGUCCAUGAAGACCUUUAUCAGUUAAAGGAGAAAUUAACAAAUUUCCCAGUUGAGGAAAAAGGAGAGGCUCUAAACAUUCAGAAUCUUGAAACCGCAAUCAAAAGGACUGAAAUGGGGUUAAGAAUUCACAUCGAGAAGUAUUUAAAUGUUGUUAACCAUCAUGUGUUAACGACUCCUAUUAAUGACGAUAAUUUAUAUUCUUCUCACGCUUCCAAGUGGUUGCUUCCAACUGUAAUUGAUCAGAAAUCAUUUAUUUUCCCUCUAGAAUCUGAGGGUAGACUUUGGCAACCCCAAAGACAGCACAGUACAUUUCCACAUGCCUUUCCGAGAAUAAAGCAAAAGAUUGGGUUGAAUGUAAAAAUCAUGCAGGAUCCAGAAAACAUCCACCACAGAGCUGCUGUAAGUGCGAACUAUGGAAUCGGUUUGCCAUAUAUUAAUCAGAGAAAAGCAUGUGUGAAGGUUAAGAAGUUAAUUAAAGGGUCUACCAUAUCCAAUCUCACGAUUCUACCAGCCUCUCAUCGCACGGAUCCCUACUUCACCCCCAUACCUGUCUUACAAGCGGAUGCCAGGAAAGGGAUUUUAAGUAUGAUUGAACGAGGACUGAUUCCACCAACAGCAAGGAUUACCUUUCAGAAUCCACCCAUUAUACGAAGAGCAGCUCCUUUGCAUAAUUUUGAUGAAGCACGUAAGAUCCCAGCUGCCGCCCCUUUCGCUACACUUCAGAAACCACAGCUGAUUCCAGUGGAAGCAAAGAAGUUCUCUUCCAAGAAACAAAGAUCAAAGGGGAAAAGCAAGAGGUCAAGAGGACAUCAUGAUAGGAAGAGCAUGAAAGCCACACCACCUUUGAGAACUGUGAAAUCACCAUGGGACUAUGAUUUUUUUAUUUAUAAUGGUGUCAUAGACAAGACAGCCCCCGACUUCUUAGCAUUCAAGGAACAUUUUAAUUUAUCUUGGGGAAGUAUUUUUUCUCUCCUGGAACACAUCGAGAAGUUUCUCAGGGACUAUGCAAUACCAGAAGUUAAAAUAAAAGGGAACAAUUUGGUAGCCUUCCUUCCAGAGUUUGAGCUGAAGAACAAACUUACCAGAUAUGACUUUCUCUCACUGUUAGAGAACCCACUUCAUAUCCAGAUGAUGUUAAAUCUUCCGGGGCAAAGGUACAAGGGCCAAGAUGGAAGGUCAGAGGCUGCCAACAAGAUCCAAGCCACAUGGAAAUGCUUCAAAGCAAGAAAAUUCUUCCUCAUGUAUCGCCAGCAGAAGUGGGCUUCAGGUGUGAUUUCCAUUGCAUGGCUCUUACAUUGCCAUAAGACCCGAGUGAAGAAGAUCCUGAAGGAAUCACGCGAGAGACACCUGGAGAAUUUCCGUAUUCGAGCCAAGCAUCUGGCAGCCAACUGGAAUCGCAUCAGGACCUCCAGGAGGACUAUUAUCCAUAUCCCAUCAUUAGGAUAUUCUCUGCCUGUGCGACAAAAUAUUGACGACUUCAACACACAGCAGAACAUGCAGCUGGGGAGGCUGUGUGACAUCUUAGAUGCCAAUGUGAGCGUCAUCUACAUCUGCUCCCAUCAGAUGAACGACGAGUUACUGCUGUAUUACAAUAAAAUCCUGAGUCUACAGGCAGCUGUCAAAUCAGGGAACCUUGAGGACAGAAGUGACCUGCAGGACAGGUUCAAAAUUAUCACCCCCGAAGCUAUAAACAUCUUUCCUAAGCAUCAUAUGUGCCUGGCCACUUACCUGAUGUACAGUCCCAAGGCGAUCAAAAGAAUAAAAAAUCUCAUCCAAGGAAAAGAGGCCUACAUUGUCAGCGGGCUCCUCCACAGAGAUGAUUUGGCCGUGGCGGAUAUGCUAAACAUACCCAUCCUGGGUCCAGAGCCUGAAAUAGCUCAUCUUUACAGUAGCAAGUCUGGAAGCAAAUGGGUCUUUGAGAACGCCAAUGUGCCAGUCCCUCCUGGAGUAUAUGGCAUCUAUCAUCACCAACAGAUGCUAGAACAGCUGGGUCAGCUGGUCAUAGAUCACCUGGAAAUUCAACGCUGGCUCUUUAAAAUGGACUAUGAGUUUGGAGGAAAUGGGACUGCAUUUUGUGACAUUCCUUCCCACCUACAGUGCUACCAGUGGUUCCUACAGGAGAGAAGCAGAUAUGGCCACGAGAACUGGAGGAAGAAAUGGGCACAAGAGCCAGCUUUGGUGAAGAUCUCCGAGGAGCUGGCGGGCAUUUUAGCACAGCACGCACAGCCAGUCAAUGAGAAACGGUUCCCGACGUGGAGGAAAUUCCUCCAAACAUUUCUCAGUCAAGGAGGCACGAUGGAAGCGUACCCACCUGCAGAAAGUGUCACCAACCUGACGGUGGACAUGCUGAUCGAGCCCAGUGGAGAAAUGAGAGUGCUGUCCACGGGGGAUCAGCUCCAUGCAGAAGGCCCCUUCAUUUCUACUGGUACCACCAUGCCUCAGACCUCAGUGGAUCCCCAAGUUCUCAGUUCUUUGUGCCUCAAAAUCGGAAACGCUUGUAAAAAGAGAAAUGUGGUUGGUUACUUUUCUAUAGACCUGGUGACAUUUAUUGAUCCAACCACCAUGGAACAGCAGGUAUGGGCAACAGGCCUCAGCCUCUCAUACAGUGACCAGCUGGCCCUGACUCAGCUCACCUUAUACCUGACCAACGGCCAUCUGGAUUGCAGUCUGAGCACCCUGAAAGUGCCCUGCUUUGUUCCCAAGAAAGAGAAGAAAAUGAGCUGCCUCAAUGCCCUCUCAGUGCCGUCGCCGGCGACCAUUCGCUACGCAGUGAUGACUACCCGGCUGAAGCACGACAGUCUCUCGUGGGUUUUCCACUACGUUCUCCUCCAAAUGUGUAAGGCCCAUGGCAUCGGCUAUGACAUCGAGGACAGACUGGGAACUGUUUUUAUAUUAUAUGAACACCUGAAGAGAGACAAGUUGGGAAUGUUAACAAUCGGUGAAGAUCUCCAGGGGGUCCUCAUGACCUUUGCUCGAAAUCUCUUCAUCAUCCAUCAAGAAAUAUCAGCACCUAAUAUGCAAGGCGAGACCAAUUUUAAGACGGCCAUUGAUGACAUUGAAGCCAUUCUAGGAGUAACAGAAGAAAACAAAAUAAGAUUUGAAGAAGAGCUAAAACAGUCUAAAGAUGACAACAACCUCUCUAAACCUGAUAAAUGAAUGCUCCUGGAAUAUUGCUGAUUUUGGAUUCUAAUCUGGAAUCCAAAAAAAAGGCAACAUUCUUUUUGCUCUUAGGAAUAAAAGU
Ailuropoda melanoleuca (giant panda) is the source of this 3402-nucleotide messenger RNA. It is a transcript of the gene IQCH, whose product is annotated as IQ motif containing H. Bases 111 to 3317 code for a protein of 1068 amino acids. NCBI's taxonomy places the organism in Eukaryota, Metazoa, Chordata, Mammalia, Carnivora, Ursidae. The transcript has 22 exons. The record is from RefSeq and is a predicted model, not a curated record.